AUGGCAGCUGAGGACAGUGUCUGGCCUGAGGUCCUCAAACCCCUAGCCAGCCACACGCCCACCGCCCAGGCGGCCCCUUCUGGGCUGGGGGCCUUCAUAGUCACUGCCUGUUUGCUCAUGGGUGGACCCCCUCACUGCCAGGGACUUAGCUGGCCGGCUGUCCCAGCAGCCCGGCUAAAGGCCCUGCCUGUGCACAUCCCGCCUGGGCCCGAGGGCAAGGCCGUGCCAAGCGGGGACUGUACUUCCCAGGACACUGCUCGAUUCUGUGAUCCGGACGAGGGGCCGCCCGGCUCCUUCACGUCUGAGAAGCAAACCGAUCCUUGGGGGCCUCCCGGCCCCAAGAUCCCAGGGCUGGUUCCCGGAAGAUGCGGGCACAGGAAGGGCGGUGCUGGGCGAACUGGCACCUUUGUUUGCCCUUUGAAGGAGCUGCUGGCCUUGCCUGGCCGAGCCCUGGCCCCGGGGGCUGCAGACACAGAGUCCACCCUGCCCGGCAGCGGGGCACAGGCCUGGGGGACCACCGCUGCCCAGUGUUUGUUCCGCUCCUGCUGGCGGCCCCUCCCUAGGCAUCGAUAUUCGUGGGGUGAUUCUAGUAACACUCUCAGACGGGAAAUUGUCUCAGCCACUCCCUGGCGUGGCCCACGAUUCCCUUGGGACCCCCAGGGCCCUUGGUGGGGGGGCCGUGAGCACCGGACUCUUCAGGACGAGACCGCCAGUGAUUGGCCCGUUUCACUGGGCUCGCGCUGGCACGGGUGGUACGGGAGCCGCCUGGGGGAAGCCGGGGGCUCCUUUGCAAGGUUCCCCCGUCCCCACCACACGCUGCCGGGGGGCCCGGCGGGGAGCGUCCCUCAUCUCACUUCCUCUAGUCUUGGCCCCGAGGUGAGGACGGCCCGGCCCCAGGAAGCCCUGUCUGGCGGCCGCGGUGUGAGCACAACCGGCCCCUCGGAAGAAGCGCUGGCUGCUGUGCGGUGGGUCCCAGACCUGGACCCUGGCGACCCUUCUCCCAGGACGAACGAGGGACCCCGUGGCUUCAAGGAAAACAGCGGACAGGACCGUCGUCGUUGCCGCGGGAAAUCUGAGCUUUCAGACGAGGUGUCCUGUCCAGACGACGGUGGACCCACAGCCAGGAGACGAACCUGCUGCCACGAAGCCCGGAGUCCAGAUCUGCACAAACACCUCUCUUCUCACUGAAUUUAUGUGUUGGAAAAGAAACAAGUUUUAUUUUAUUUUAUUUUAUUUUAUUUUAUUUUAUUUUAUUUUAUUUUAUUUUAUUAUUAUUUUUUAAUGUUUAUUUAUUUUUGAGACAGAGAGACGGAGCACGAGUGGGGGAGGGAC
Molecule: messenger RNA, 1332 nt
Organism: Panthera uncia (snow leopard)
Lineage: Eukaryota; Metazoa; Chordata; Mammalia; Carnivora; Felidae
Exons: 5
Coding region: 1-1188 (395 amino acids)
Source: RefSeq, a predicted model, not a curated record